Morus notabilis is the source of this 2167-nucleotide messenger RNA. Its product is annotated as pentatricopeptide repeat-containing protein At1g31430. NCBI's taxonomy places the organism in Eukaryota, Viridiplantae, Streptophyta, Magnoliopsida, Rosales, Moraceae. The record is from RefSeq and is a predicted model, not a curated record. The transcript has a single exon. Bases 6 to 1892 code for a protein of 628 amino acids. Gene Ontology annotation, molecular function: RNA binding; protein binding. Gene Ontology annotation, biological process: RNA modification.
UGCAAAUGCAGUUUACUCUGUCCUCCACUUAUCCACUCGAGUGUCUCAGGUUGAAGAUCAGGCAUUGCAAAACUACACUAUCACUGAUGUUAACAUCUUACACCAACUAUCGCCCGACUUCAACUCUUAUCAACCAUCUGAAUUCCAUUCAAUCUCCCAAAUCCCAAAACCUCCAAAACCUUCCACAAAUCCACGCCUUUGUCCUCAAGACCAAAACUUUCCCUCUUUUCUCUCCCAAAUCCAUUUCUUCCUCCGAAAAGUUCUCUUACUUUUGCUACAUCUUAAGGCAUUUGGAAAACCCAGAUCUCUCCGUCGACCUCUGCAACGCCAUUCUUCGGAGCCUCUCCUCCAACGGAAAUUCGCUCCAAGCUUUGUCUUUGUUUCGAGAAAUGCUUGUUAAUGGAUUCGUCCCCGAUAACUACACCGUCCCUUUUGUUCUCAAGGCCUGUGCGCGGUCUCAGGCGAUGAGAGAAGGUGUGCAGAUUCAGAGUUAUGCCGUCAAGACUGGGCUGUUGAUGUCCAAUGUUUAUGUGAAGAAUACUCUCAUGAGGCUAUAUGCUGUUUGCGGGCUUGUGAGUUCCGUCCGCCGAGUGUUCGACGAAAGUUCUCAACGAGACUUGGUGUCUUGGACCACGCUCAUUCAGUGUUAUGUCAAGAUGGCGUUCCCCAAGGAAGGUGUUGCGGCGUUCUUCGAGAUGUGUGAUGCGAAAUUGAAGGCGGAUGAGAUGACGGUGGUGGUUGUUCUCUCCGCUUGUUCGAAGCUUGGAGACUUGGGAUUGGGUAGAAGAAUACACGACUAUGUGCGCGAUAAUCGGGUGACGUCUGAUGUUUUUGUCGGGAAUGCGUUGGUCGACAUGUAUCUAAAGUGUGGCGAUGCUGGUUCAGCGCGGAAGAUAUUCAACGACAUGCCGGUUAGAAACGUGGUUUCUUGGAAUUCGUUGAUAUCGGGGUUGGCUCACCAAGGGGAGUUUAAGGGUGCGUUGGACGUGUUUCGGAAGAUGCAAAGCGUAGGAGUUAAGCCGGAUGAUGUUACUUUAGUUUGCGUUUUGAAUUCUUGUGCAAAUCUUGGUUUGCUUGAGUUAGGGAAGUGGGUUCAUGUGUAUAUAGAUCGAAAUCAGAUUGAGGCGGACAGGAUUAUAGGGAACGCACUGGUGGACAUGUAUGCAAAGUGUGGAAGCAUAGACCGUGCCUGCAGGGUGUUUGAAGGCAUGAAGCGUCGAGAUGUGUAUUCGUACACUGCCGUAAUAGUCGGCUUAGCUAUGCAUGGAGACGUCUUAAGGGCAUUGGAUAUCUUCUCCGAGAUGCCUCGAGUGGGCAUAAAACCAGACGAGGUGACAUUUAUAGGUGUUCUAACAGCAUGUAGUCAUGCAGGCCUUGUGGCGGAAGGAAAGAAGUACUUCAACGACAUGUCAUGUGUGCAUAACCUUAGACCUCAAACCGAGCACUAUGGCUGCAUGGUCGACCUUUUAGGCCGAGCUGGAUUAAUCGAGGAGGCGGAGGAGCUUAUUAGUAGCAUGCCAAUGGAGCCCGACGCCUACAUCUGGGGCGCCCUUUUGGGAGCUUGCAGGAUCCACGGGGAAGUUGAGCUCGGCGAAGAUGUUAUGGAAAAACUACUAGAGGUUGAGCCGGAGAAAGAUGGUGCAUAUGUGCUCAUGUCAAACAUAUAUUCCUCUGCAAAUAAAUGGAGAGAUGCGGUGAAGUUAAGAAAAGAAAUGAAGGAAAAGAAAAUGAAGAAAACUCCUGGAUGCAGUACAAUUGAACUUGAUGGCGUGGUUUACGAGUUUCGGAAAGGCGAUAAAUCGCAUCCGAGAAGUAAUGAGAUGUACGAGCGGCUGGAAGAAAUCACGAGACAUUUGAGGAAUCACGAGCAUUUGGCACACUCAACUUUAUGAAUUUUUUUCAGAAAGAAAAAUGAAAAAUUGUCAAAAGUUGACACUCGGAAAAAUUUAAGGCAGGUGAAUUUUUCUCCGCAAUCUGCAGCUUGAUCCCCUACCCUAGUACCAAAUCAAGGACUUGACCUACUUGGUUUUUUUUAUUUUUUAUUUUUAUCAAUAUCAAUAUAUCAGGAGAGAAAUUUUCACGGCACUGUAUCAUGAUCACAUGCCGUCUUUUUUUUUUUUUUUUUGACUCCACAUGCCGUGGUUGUUAAGCUGCAAUGUAUGGAGGA